UGUUGGUCUGUGAUCUUGGGCGGGAGGCGACGAGAAGUCCUAGGCGGGUUCCCGUGCUUGCUUUCGGGCGUUUCUGAGGGAGGCCGAUAGAGGCGAAGACUCUCCACUGCUAUCUUUUUUUAAUAUCUACUGAUCAGCCUGUUUUGGAGUGACCAUGGAAGAAAUGAGGUAGCCGCCCACGAGCGUGCUAAAAUCCUACUUCAGAUGGAUACAAAAUACAAAGAAGAUGUAUUUAGGAAGUAUGUACAGUUUCAUGAAUCCAAAUUGGAUACUUCUGAUAAGAAGCAGCGCCCAGUUAGUGAUGAGUACCUACAGGUGGCAGCUUCAGCCUUACUCUGCCUUCCCAAGAUCGAUCCCUUUUAUAGAUUCCGGUUGAUAAAGUUUUAUGAGAUAGUUGAACAUUCUCUUCGGUCCUUGAAAUCUUCAAGUUUACGUUCUCUCCGGAAUGCUUUUGGCGUGCUGGAAUCAGUUGGAGUUAAUCUUUUUCUUUACCCUUGGAAGAAGGAAUUCAAAAAUAUAAAGACCUACACAGGGCCUUUUGUUUAUUAUGUGAAGUCUACAAUACUUGAUGAGGAUAUAAGGCAGAUCCUGAACUUAAUGGGAUAUAUCCAAGAACUUGGAACGGCAUAUAAGCUCAAAGACCUAGUUGACACCCUCCAGGUGAAGUUGGUAUCGUUUGAACUGUACUUGGCCAAAAUAGAGUGUGAACAGUUGAUUGAAAUUCAUUUGCAAGUGAAGGAUAAAGGAUAUUUGGAGCUCGACGUUAUAAAUGAGAGAAAAAAUAGCAGUGAUGAUGUUCGCGGUUGCUCAGAUGCCUUGAAGCGUCGUGCAGAAUGCAAAGAUAACCUGAACACUUCCAUGUCACGGAUGGUGCUUCAGAAAUCUGCUAGUGAAAGAGGUUCUAAAGAUUACUUCAAACCCAAAGUUACCAAACCUUCUAAAUCAGUGGAUGCAUAUGAUAGUUACUUGGAAAAUAAAAAACCUCCCUUGAUGACUUCCUUGAGUCUCAGAAAAGAACCCAUUUUGGUCGAUCCGGAAGAUGAUAUCAAAGAUGAAAUAAUCCGUCCAUCGCCCUCUCUCCUUGCCAUGUCAAGUUCUCCACGUGGCUGUUCUGAUGAAUAUUUGCCGGUGUCAUCCCAUGCGAAUGGCAUACUAAGAACGGGUGUUCCAUACAGUACCUAUUAUUCCCCUCAAGAUGAUUUAGAUUUGUAUACUGACCCCGAUUCUAGAAGCAUGUUGAACUUCAAGAGGCAGGAAUCCACUAAACAUGACAUAUGGCUGCUGAAAAAUGAUGCCAACCCUAAUUACCAUAAACGUACGCAUCUAGCCAAAGAGACCACUCCCCUUAAGUGCCAAAGCUGUGGAUUAUCUUGCGGCACCUCUGUUUGCCAAAAGUGUGACAGUUUGCUCAUCUGUAGGCAGGAAUAUCCAGCGAUGAAGCAGAGCAGCUAUUCCCUCAAAACUGUUUCCGGCGAAAGCAUGCCAUCUGGGUCUGCUGCACGGGAAAAGCCUCAAUACACAUUACAGACUCAAGAACGAGCCCCUCAAUUUGCUUCCAAAUCCAAGCCUUCAGGCGCUUCCCGCUGUGGCUUUUGCAACCGGUCAGGAGCUGCAAACACAUGCACUUUUUGUUCAAAAGUCUCCUGUGACACUUGCCUCAAUGUUUAUUAUUAUGAUCCCUGCUGUCGAAAGAGUGAGCUUCACAAGUUCUUGCCAAACAAUCAGUUAAACUAUAAAUCAAACCAGCUGUCACACUUGGUUUAUAGAUAGAUUUUUAUUUUUUAGAAACUAUAUAUUGGGACAAAAGGGCUAAAAAUACAAACAUGCUGAUGUUGCUGGUAAGAAAUAUCGUCCUACUGACCUCUUGUUAGGAGAAAAGACAGACAUGCCCUAGUAUUAGACAAACAUAUCUCAGUGUAGGUGCCAGUUCUCGAUGCGACUUUACAAAUGUUGUCUAAACAAUAGAUUCUGCUGCUGCUCUUAACUGAAUGCUGCUCUUUUUCCAUGUAGAUGGGAAAGAGGAGCACUCCCCCCCCCUUUUCAGGAACAGGCAGGCAUUGCACUUCAGUUUCUUUUUCCCCCCUAAAGAGACAUUGCACUUCUGUGUUGCAUCGCUGUCACUGCCUCAUCCCAUAAUCCAGCCUCAGAGCAGUAACAAAGAAAAUAAGAACAGCAUUUUCGGUGGCUUGUGGAAUCCUCUGCUUGGGCAGUUCACACAAAAUAUUCAUGAACUUCAGGGGGAGGGGGUUGCCAAAAAAGAUGGGAGUGGUGGUGUGUGUGUGUUUUGUUUUGGGAGAGUUCAGAUGCAUUUCCUGAGCUUCAAAAGGCAAAUUGUCGUGGGAAUCUCAUCAUCUUGUUUUCCCCCCAUCCCAUUUCCAGGAUAGCAGUUAAAAGCAAAAUUGAAACCUAGUAUUUAAGUGUUGCCAAUACACCUUUCUUGUCUUUACUGUUCUUAAUAAGUGAAUCUGUGUAUGUUACAUUAUGCCCAGAGUGUUGUCUUUCCCAAUGAGUCCUGAUUGUAUUUUACAUUCUGUUACUUGUGUAUCGAGUCCCAUUCUUUCUACUGUAAAUAGAUGAUUUGGAAGCAAUUUAUAUUUUAAUAAAUAUUUAGUAUGUUGUGUUUUUCUAAGAGAAAAAUGCUGAAAUCCUGUGACAGAAGUCUCUGGGUUAUUUCUUCAGGUAAUAUUCCCCACCCCCACUCCCUGUACUCCCUACAGCUUUUAAAGGCUAUUAUUGUAGACUGGUGUCCCUUGAAAUCCAUGGUUUUUUUCUCUCCUUUCAUUUGGUUUGAAAUUCUGUUUCUGAUGUUCAGUAUCAAGCAAUUUCAUCCCAGCCCUUCCAUAGCUUUUGGAGAAAUAUUGAAUUCUGUCUCAACAAGGAAUAGAAGAGUUGGCCGUAUAUACAUGCCAACUCACAUUCAUGCUUGUGGGGAAGAAUUAGUGAAAAUACAUGUCUUCACUCCAUGGCAAAUCUGUAGCAUUGUUUUGUGGUAAUAGAUCAAAAAAGAGGGCUUGUGCCAUUCCCGGUCCUGUAAAAUUUCUCAGCUGUGCAGUUGGAGCUGCAUGUUGAAUUUGGUCUUAUUCCCAAAAGGUUGCCAGUGUCGUCCUUACAGUUCAUUCCUUAUGUAGAAUAGUUAGGUCAUUUCAUUGAACUCUGAACUUUGUGCCAGAUUUACACUUUUGACCCUAAAACUGUACAUUUUGUGAGCAUGGUUGUAGAUUUUAGGACUUCUACGAAUCAGUGUCCUUUCAUCUUUCAUGUGGCAAACAAACAUAAAUGGUUAUUUUUUAAAGUGUGUUUUUUGUGACACGGGGUGGUGGGAGAGUCUGGCAUGGGGAGGAAUAGGAUCAUGCCAAUUUAAUGAGCAUUGUAAAUUUGCUGAAAUACUUUGGCUGUGGAUGAGUAUGGAAUGUACAGCUUCAAAAAUGUUUUAUGGAAUGCUGCCAGCAGCAAACUAAUAGCGAGGAGAUGUGUGACCAGGAAUGGUAUAAAUGGAAUGAUUGCUAUGGCACCUUGAAUCUUUUUUUUUUUUUUUACAGGCAAGUAUUACUUUGCUGUCCAGGAAGGUUAGGGGAAAUUGUCGUGCAAGUGAACGAUUAAGGUUUUCUAAAUCUUAGAAGGAUUCUUUUUUUAUAAAUAUAUAUAAGUAUAUUUGUAGAUAGAUACAAUAUGUAUAUAAUGCCAAAUUUAAAAUUUUUCUAUUUCUAAAACAGGUUGUAGAGUUCCUUUUGAUGUAUUCUGUUUCUGUUCAGCCUCAUGCCUGUCUUUCUUUGGCUGCUAUACUGUGUAGCUUCUAGCUCUUUCUUGUUCCAGUUCCAUAUUGCUACUCACAUGACACUAAAUGAACAAAAACUGUGAUGCCACGUAAUUUAUAUGGUGAACAUAACAGGGACUAAUUAAUUUGCUUUUUUUUUUAAAAAAGGAAGCAGUCCUAUGUACAUAUCUGUCAUGGAAUUCCUGUAGUACAGAACAGUGUUAAAUUGCAAGUGAUACCAUGCUAUAUAUUUUUAUGUGUAUCUUACUGUAUGAAGUUGCUGUGAUUGAGACAGUAAAAUAUAUACUAAUUUAAAAUG
Messenger RNA from Eublepharis macularius, 4073 nucleotides. RefSeq names its product spermatogenesis associated 2 (gene SPATA2). Bases 205 to 1770 code for a protein of 521 amino acids. The transcript has 3 exons. Gene Ontology annotation, biological process: protein K63-linked deubiquitination; regulation of necroptotic process; regulation of tumor necrosis factor-mediated signaling pathway. Lineage: Eukaryota; Metazoa; Chordata; Lepidosauria; Squamata; Eublepharidae. The record is from RefSeq and is a predicted model, not a curated record. Gene Ontology annotation, cellular component: cytoplasm.